Oryza brachyantha (malo sina) is the source of this 1572-nucleotide messenger RNA. Its product is annotated as probable fructokinase-6, chloroplastic. Gene Ontology annotation, biological process: fructose metabolic process. The coding region runs from base 90 to 1244 and encodes 384 amino acids. Lineage: Eukaryota; Viridiplantae; Streptophyta; Magnoliopsida; Poales; Poaceae. The record is from RefSeq and is a predicted model, not a curated record. The transcript is spliced from 7 exons. Gene Ontology annotation, molecular function: fructokinase activity. Gene Ontology annotation, cellular component: cytosol.
GCUGGUGACGAGUGGUGACCUCGCGCCGUUUACUCCACACUCUCCAGUCUCCAGCCGCUGUCGCGCCGGGGCACAGCCGCCAGCUCCGGAUGGCCCUCCCCGCCGCGCCGCCGCCCUGCGCCGCGGGCCGGCUCCUCCCCGCCUCGCCGCCCAGCCGCUUCUCCCGCUCCCGCUCCCGCCCCCUCUCCGGCGCCGCGUUCCUCGCGCCGCUCCGGACAUCCGCAGUUUGUACCAAAGCAGUUUCAAACAGUGAUGGCACCCCUGGAACAAGCAGUUCUCCACAUGUGGUGUGUUUUGGAGAAUUGCUCAUUGACUUCGUCCCAACUAUCAAUGGUGUGUCAUUAGCAGAAGCACCAGCCUUCAAGAAGGCUCCAGGGGGUGCACCUGCUAAUGUUGCAGUUGGAAUAGCUCGUCUUGGUGGGUCAUCGGCUUUCAUUGGAAAGGUUGGUGAUGAUGAAUUUGGCUACAUGCUAGCUGACAUACUGAAGGAGAAUAAUGUAAACAAUCAAGGAUUGCUAUUUGAUGCACAUGCUAGAACGGCCUUGGCAUUUGUGACACUCCGAAGUGAUGGUGAACGUGAAUUUAUGUUUUAUCGCAAUCCAAGUGCAGAUAUGCUGCUUGAAGAAAAGGAACUUGACCUCGACCUUAUAAAAAAGGCAAAAAUCUUCCACCAUGGCUCAAUAAGUCUUAUAACUGAACCAUGUAAAACUGCACAUAUUGCAGCUUCCAAAGCUGCUAAAGAUGCUGGGGCCCUAAUUUCGUAUGAUCCUAAUUUGAGGCUCCCACUGUGGUCAUCAGCUGAAGAUGCUAGAGAUGGUAUACUGAGCAUAUGGGAAACUGCUGAUCUAAUCAAGAUAAGUGAAGAGGAGGUUUCCUUUUUGACAAACGGGGAGGAUCCAUAUGAUGAUUCUGUAAUUAAAAAACUAAUGCACCCAAACCUGAAACUGCUUCUUGUCACUGAAGGUCCAGAAGGCUGUAGAUAUUAUUCUAAGGAAUUUAGUGGGAGAGUUGGUGGACUUAAGGUAGGUGCUGUUGACACCACUGGCGCUGGAGAUGCCUUUGUUGCUGGAAUGCUAUCCCAACUAGCAGUCGAUUUUUCACUGCUCCAGGAUGAAGGCCGGUUGAGAGAAGCACUGAAGUUUGCAAAUGUCUGUGGAGCUCUCACUGUGACAGAGAGAGGAGCAAUCCCAGCAUUGCCCACCAGACAGCAAGUGGUGGAUGCGCUAACAAAGUUUGUAACUUAAAUAAACCAUGUAGAAUAUUGUUUCUCGUGUAGAUCAAGUUGUGAACUAUCCUCACAACACCAUGUUGUUAGAAUAGGUUUUAAUUUAUUGGUCGUGCAAUUUGGUGUGAAUACUCCUUGGCGCCUUGGUGAUGGUGUUAAACUGUCAACCCUGGCUUUUAGCCAACCAAAAUAAUCAGGCGCCAGAGUCUUUUUGCGGUCCAAUCGCGCAUGUAAAAUUGUAUUUUGAGCUACAGAGAUACUACGUACGGGUUAAAAUUAAUCACGGUAAUUUACCGUGAUCAACAGUGCUGUGAAAGAAUGCAAAAAAUUUCUGUUCCACGAGUAAA